Molecule: messenger RNA, 967 nt
Organism: Fundulus heteroclitus (mummichog)
Lineage: Eukaryota; Metazoa; Chordata; Actinopteri; Cyprinodontiformes; Fundulidae
Gene: txndc12
Product: thioredoxin domain containing 12 (endoplasmic reticulum)
Exons: 7
Coding region: 75-596 (173 amino acids)
Cellular component (GO): endoplasmic reticulum
Source: RefSeq, a predicted model, not a curated record
AGGACAUCCGGGUCGCGAGCGCUAACGUCCAUUACUUGUUAGCCACAGCUGUAGGGAGAAGAAAGGCGGCCAAAAUGCAAACGUCUAUAGCCAAUAUCGUUAUUUUCUCUUUGUUACAGAUUUUAGUGUCUUUUUCGUGUUUUCAAGAGGUAGUUGAAGCAGCCAGUGGAAGAGGAUUCGGAGAUAACAUCCACUGGAGGACGCUGGAAGAUGGCAAGAAAGAGGCCGAGGCCAGUGGGCUGCCAGUCAUGGUCAUCAUUCACAAGACCUGGUGUGGAGCCUGCAAAGCACUAAAGCCCAAAUUUGCUGAAUCCAAGGAAAUCUCUGAACUGGCACACAACUUCAUAAUGGUGAAUCUAGAGGAUGAAGAGGAGCCGAAGGACGAGGCUUUCAGCCCGGACGGUGGAUACAUCCCUCGGAUUCUCUUCCUCGAUCCCAGUGGCAAAGUUCAUCCAGAAAUCACCAACAAAAACGGGAAUCCCUCUUACAAGUACUUCUACAGCACCGCAGAGCAAGUCGUGUCUGGUAUGAAGGAGGCGCAGGAGAAGCUGACGGGCGACGCCUUCAAACAAGGCCACACAGGAGAUGAGUUGUGAGGAGGAGGAGGGGGGGGGGGGGGCUUCAGGCUCCAUGGAGGCUGUAAGGGCUACUCUUCCUCUACAUGAGCUGCUCAGCCCCCUCCAGCAUUUAUACUUCUAACGGUAGAAAAUAGGCUCGGUUUCAGCCGAUUUUUAACACCACAGGUGCAUGACUACUCCUUCCUGUCCUGCAUGGUUUUUUUUCCCAGCUCUGCAGUCAUUUAUUUUUCCUCAUUAUUGUUUAAAUCAUUUGUUUCUAAGUUACUCUUUACUAAAUGUCAAUACUGUACUUGGUGUCUGUGGAGGGUAUAAGCGACUCAAGGCUGCGCUCAAACUUAUUUUUUCCCACCUGCUUAAUGAACUCAAUGUUUAGGUUUUUUUAAUUAUUA